Stegastes partitus (bicolor damselfish) is the source of this 2454-nucleotide messenger RNA. It is a transcript of the gene cnot7, whose product is annotated as CCR4-NOT transcription complex, subunit 7. The record is from RefSeq and is a predicted model, not a curated record. Gene Ontology annotation, cellular component: CCR4-NOT complex. Lineage: Eukaryota; Metazoa; Chordata; Actinopteri; Pomacentridae. Gene Ontology annotation, molecular function: nucleic acid binding; poly(A)-specific ribonuclease activity. The transcript is spliced from 6 exons. The coding region runs from base 10 to 870 and encodes 286 amino acids.
AGUGGCACUAUGCCCGCAGCUACUGUGGAUCACAGCCAAAGAAUAUGUGAGGUUUGGGCCAACAACCUGGAGGAAGAGCUGAAGAGGAUCCGACAUGUCAUUCGAAAAUACAACUACAUUGCUAUGGACACAGAGUUUCCAGGUGUUGUAGCCAGACCGAUCGGAGAGUUCAGAAGCAACGCUGACUAUCAGUACCAGUUACUGCGCUGCAAUGUGGAUUUGCUCAAGAUUAUACAGCUGGGCCUCACAUUUAUGAACGAACAAGGGGAAUAUCCUCCUGGAACAUCAACAUGGCAGUUCAAUUUUAAGUUUAACCUCACAGAAGAUAUGUAUGCACAAGACUCCAUUGAGCUCCUGACCACUUCAGGCAUCCAGUUCAAGAAGCACGAGGACGAAGGCAUCGAGACACUUUACUUUGCAGAGCUGCUGAUGACUUCAGGAGUGGUGCUCUGCGACGGCGUCAAGUGGCUGUCUUUUCACAGCGGCUAUGACUUUGGAUACCUGAUCAAGAUUCUAUCCAACGCUAACCUGCCUGAGGAGGAGGUGGACUUCUUUGAGAUUCUACGCUUGUACUUCCCCGUCAUUUACGAUGUCAAGUACCUCAUGAAGAGCUGUAAAAACCUGAAGGGCGGGCUGCAGGAAGUGGCUGAGCAGCUGGAGCUGGAGAGGAUUGGACCACAGCAUCAGGCCGGCUCAGACUCUUUACUCACAGGCAUGGCUUUCUUCAAGAUGAGAGAGAUGUUCUUCGAGGACCAUAUCGAUGAUGCAAAGUACUGUGGUCACUUGUACGGGCUGGGCUCGGGCUCGGCCUACGUCCAGAACGGAACAGGAAACGCUUACGAAGAGGAGGCCAACAAGCAGCAGUCGUGACGUCACUCUGAAACUCUAGCAUCCUGCGGUUCUCAUCCACAAUCAGCGCGCCGGCGCCGACGACGACGCCGAGCUCCGACAGCCGGAUGACCAUAAUAAUGGAAGAACAAAAGGAAAAAACAAAAAAAAAAAAAAACAUACAUAUGCAUCGUUUAGCAAGCUGUUUCUCAUAGGCUCUGCUCACCUUAGACGACUGAGUAUGAUGGUGAAAAAUAAUCACAGCUGUCCUCACACGUGCCGCCGCAGCAGCAUGUGUUUAGUCUUUUAUUCCUACGAGGCAGCGAUAGACAGUGUGGUUGGUUCAGCUAAAACUUAACAUGCUUGACGAGACGGGAUUUUAGUUUUCCUAAAGUGUUCUGUAGAAAUGUUUUGCACUUUAAAGCUCUAACCUGAUUUUAUAUGGAAAGCUGAAAAUGUUUCUGGUGUCUCUCUUCCUCUUCGUUGCCUUCUCUACGUUCCCAUUUGACAUUGUGACUCUCAAACCGCCACUCUCACCACGCUCAGCCUUAAUAUCAGCUGCAUUCUUAUCUUUUAAACUUUUAAUUUAUUGUGCUGGUUAUCUGACACUGAGCAGUCGCCCCCCUCCAUUCAACACUAAGACACAAGAAGAGUGACCGCGCCGGGAUUUCCUGAGAACGGGAGCUCUCGUUGAGUGUGUGUGUGUGUUCGUGCACUUGGAUCUUGAGGUUACUUUUCGUUUGUUCCUAUAAAGAUAGUGUUUCUAAUGACCUGAAUAAGUCCCACUGUGAGACGCCUUUAUCCAACUGGUGCACUCGGCUUUUGGAUGAGAUGCAAGUGAACGCUGUUUAUUUUUUCUGUCUGCAUUUCUGACAAUGCUCAGUAUAGCUGCAUAUAAAGACACUACUAGUAUGUACCUAGAUGCAUACGGAUGGGUGUCGUCGGAGGAAUGCUGCCUGUUUGUGCAUGUAAACACCAUCGUUGACACAAGCACACAUGAACAGACACCUCUUUACGUCGACCAACAGAGUCGCCAAACCUCUCGAAGAAAUUCAAAUUAAAUUAAAAUGGAUUAAAAAAAAAACAGCUCAUCAGCUGUCCAACAUGCUGAGGUUCCUCUAAGCUGCUGAGAGUACAUUUUCAUUUUUAAUUAAAACAAAAAAAAAAGAGUUUUAGUGAUGUAAUAAAAGAAGAAGAAACUUUUACUCAUCGGAUUAAAUAACGUUGCUUUUUUAACAUAUUUGAGUUCACGUGUAGUUCUGGCCUUUGAAUGACACUUUUGUGCAAUUUUUUUUCUCCCCUCCUCCUCCUCCUUGUAUUGCUUUCCAGUUCACUCAUGCUGCGUAGAACAGCCGCAUGUACUAAAACAUUUGAAUAAAUGCUGUGUUGUUGAAUAGUAUCCUGAACUUUGCAUAGGUUUGUGUUGAGGUUUAGGUUCUUAUUCCUCUGCAACAGAAAAGCUGAAAACACUAUUUUUUUUCUCUCUCUCUCUCUCUGCAGCACAUCUUUCACACUGUAAAGGAACAAAGGAAGAAUAUAUGCAAUAUAUUAAAAGAGAAGAAAAAAAAGAGGAUAUUUUUUUAGGUUAUUUUGUAAAUAAAGGCUUGAAAGUUUUCUACCAUAAAA